GCCAUGCCUGCAGGAGUGUCGUGGCCUCGGUAUCUGAAAAUGCUCACAGCAAGUAUGUUGGCUAUGUUUGCUGGUGCAGAAGUUGUCCAUAGAUAUUAUAGGCCUGAUCUUACAAUACCCGAAAUUCCUCCCCAGCCUGGAGAACUCAGAACAGAACUCUUAGGUCUUAAAAGAAGAAAUGACUGAGCUCAGCCUUCACAA
Euleptes europaea (tarantolino) is the source of this 201-nucleotide messenger RNA. Its product is annotated as ubiquinol-cytochrome-c reductase complex assembly factor 6. The transcript is spliced from 2 exons. Gene Ontology annotation, biological process: mitochondrial respiratory chain complex III assembly. Gene Ontology annotation, cellular component: mitochondrion. NCBI's taxonomy places the organism in Eukaryota, Metazoa, Chordata, Lepidosauria, Squamata, Sphaerodactylidae. Bases 4 to 186 code for a protein of 60 amino acids. The record is from RefSeq and is a predicted model, not a curated record.